UCCAUCCUGUUAGGUUGGCAUCAUUGUUCGUUCGUCGCGAAAUGCACGCAUUGGGACGCUCGCAUUUGGAAUGUUCUUCGAAAAUCUACGUUGAUUUAUAUGAACCGCCGCCAGUGUGUGAUAAGUUUUGGAAUUUAUCUAGUCUAAAGACCGAUUUGCGUCGUUGUUCAGUGCUUGUUAGUGAUUGUUUUGGGUGACGAACAUAACGAUAAUAAGUGCGUCGAAAGUUGAAACAUGGUGCCGCUAGGACCCGGGCCUGGCCAUCCUACGGCACAUCAAACUCACAGUGGGCCCUCAACUAACUUAUCCGGCUCGAAUUCGCUAUCGCAAAGUACUCCGCAAUCUAACAAGUCAUCGGUAACGAAGCCGAAUUACACUCUCAAAUUUACACUUGCUGGGCACACGAAAGCAGUCUCAUCGGUUAAAUUUAGUCCUAAUGGAGAGUGGCUUGCAAGUUCCUCUGCUGAUAAACUUAUCAAAGUGUGGGGUGCAUACGAUGGCAAAUUUGAGAAGACUAUUGCGGGACACAAGAUGGGAAUCAGUGAUGUGGCUUGGUCAUCAGACAGCAGGUUGAUCGUCAGUGCGAGUGAUGAUAAAACAUUAAAGGUCUGGGAGCUCAGUUCGGGCAAAUGUUUGAAGACUCUAAAAGGACACAGUAACUACGUAUUUUGUUGUAACUUCAACCCACAAAGUAAUCUUAUUGUUUCUGGAAGUUUUGAUGAAAGUGUCCGAAUAUGGGAUGUAAGAACAGGAAAAUGUUUGAAGACAUUGCCAGCACAUUCUGAUCCAGUUUCUGCAGUUCAUUUUAACAGAGAUGGCAGCCUUAUUGUUUCUUCUAGUUAUGAUGGUUUAUGUCGAAUUUGGGACACAGCAUCUGGACAAUGUUUGAAAACACUAAUAGAUGAUGACAAUCCACCAGUUUCUUUUGUUAAGUUCUCACCAAACGGAAAGUAUAUUUUAGCGGCGACAUUGGACAACACGUUGAAAUUAUGGGACUAUAGUAGAGGAAAAUGUCUCAAGACAUAUACUGGACAUAAGAAUGAAAAAUAUUGCAUUUUUGCUAACUUCAGUGUUACAGGUGGAAAGUGGAUAGUGUCAGGAUCGGAGGACAAUUUGGUGUACAUUUGGAAUCUACAAUCAAAGGAGAUAGUGCAGCGACUGUCGGGGCAUACGGACACCGUGCUGUGCACAGCGUGCCAUCCCACCGAGAAUAUCAUCGCCUCCGCUGCAUUAGAGAACGACAAGACUAUAAAGUUAUGGAAAAGUGACACCUAGGACUUUAUACUGGUUGUUUUGCAUACAGUGAUCUGUAUAUUGUGGCUUCAUAUUGAGAGCCGGUGACAUUUGACCCUGUGAAUAUUUUGAAAAUUAGGAUACCCAUAGUUUAUAGAACUACGGACAAUUUGAUGAAGAUUGAGCAUAUUUCUUUCAUAUAUACGCUAAGUCAAGAGUUGUAUGUGUGCAUUUUACUUUGUUAAGAUAUUAAAUAUUUUUAUAUCUAACAUGAAAAGAUGUAUUGAAAGUUAUAGCACUUAUGUUUUAAUUAAGAUUGACUUAUUUAGGAUUUCGCUUAAGAUUAACACGUU
This is a messenger RNA of Papilio machaon (common yellow swallowtail), 1586 nucleotides long. It is a transcript of the gene wds, whose product is annotated as WD repeat-containing protein 5. Gene Ontology annotation, molecular function: histone binding. The transcript has 8 exons. The record is from RefSeq and is a predicted model, not a curated record. Gene Ontology annotation, cellular component: Set1C/COMPASS complex. The coding region runs from base 235 to 1275 and encodes 346 amino acids. Lineage: Eukaryota; Metazoa; Arthropoda; Insecta; Lepidoptera; Papilionidae.